Messenger RNA from Nilaparvata lugens (brown planthopper), 1769 nucleotides. RefSeq lists its product as uncharacterized. The transcript is spliced from 4 exons. The record is from RefSeq and is a predicted model, not a curated record. The coding region runs from base 107 to 445 and encodes 112 amino acids. Lineage: Eukaryota; Metazoa; Arthropoda; Insecta; Hemiptera; Delphacidae.
UCUCCAGCACACUAGCACUCCAGGUCUCUCCAGCACAGCAACGCGGAUCUCCCGGAUCGUUCUGAAUCAGCUUCGCAGCAAGUGUUUUCUACAUUAACGAUACAAAAUGAACAAAGACACUGCCAAGAAUGUCGAAGGAACCCCUGCCGGCCCUCACAAAGCGGGAAACCAGUGGGCGGUCAGCGAACCGCCAAGGAAUGCGAAAAAUCCAGCUACCAGGAAACGCCCUAGUGACGAGAUGAUGGACGACAUGCAGAUUCGUUCCAGAAAGAUGCGUUGGAUAAUGGGCCAAAUAUUCGAGAGGGCCAACCAAGAGCAACCAAGGGCUACCCAAGAGCAACCAAGGGCUACCCAAGAGCAACCAAGGGCUACCAAAGAGCAACCAAGGGCUACCCAAGAGCAUAAGGACACUUUACCAGACAUCAGUAAAAUGAAACUGAAAUAAUUUUCUUUGUAAACUGAAAAUACUUAUUUGUAAAUCUUUUUUUUUGUAAAUAGACUUACUUUUUUGUAAAACUUUUAUAAAAAACUGAACUUUUUAGAAUUUUUACUUUUACUUUUUAAUACUUAUUUGUAAAACUUUUUUUGUACAUAGACUAUCAGUGAGUUUUGAGAUAUUAUUCAUCACGUUUUCCCUACAAAUUCAAAUUUCUUGGAGAUCAAAGUUUGAAAAAAAAAUUUCUACUCGAUUAAUCUGAUUGUUGCACGUAAAUCCACUCACUUUAAUCGUGGUAGAGUGAUGUCAUCUUACCGAUCCUAUGCCAUGAGAACUAAAAACGAAUCUGACGAUAAUGUGUUGAUAUAAUUUAAUGGGCUGUUAAGUUUUGAUAGACGUACUUGCAACCGGGCCUUGGUAUUGGGUCACGAUUCUAGAAUUUAGAAACUACUGUGUUGAAUCUGUCAGCAAACUUAUAGCCUGAUGGCAGACAAAUGUAUGUGAAAAAUUCAUGAACUAUAGGCUUCAGUGCUAAGUUCAUAAUUGAGUAGAAUACACAUUAUGUAAAUUAUCAUAUAUUUUAUUAUAUCCUACUCCUACAUCAGGAGAAACUAUUAAAACGUGUAUAACGAACUUUAAAAAACAAAGGAACACAAAAUAAGCAUACUAUUAUAAUAAGGAUUUUCAAUGUUUUACCUUUUAAACUUACGAGUAACACAAAUUUUGAAAAGCGCUGAAUUCUUUUUGCUUAUGAAAUUCUUUAUUAUAAACUUCCUUUUUUAUUCAUUUAUUUAUUUAUUUUAAUUUAUAUAAACUUCUAAUUCUUUAUCAUAAACUUCUAUUCAAAGAGGAGUUCCAAAUUGCAUCCUUCACUUUGGAAUUUGGAUAGACCAUGAUAAUUUAUAAUGUCUGUAGGUUUUCAAAACUAGCUGAAGCACCAAUGUCGUAACAAAUGCGCACAAGGGGUGCUACCACCUGCAAAUACCGCUCAGAAUCAGAAGUAAAUCCAUCAACUCAUUUUAAAAAAUAUAUGUAUUUAGGUUUCUCUUAUAGAGAAUAUUUUAAUAUUAGUAAAUAUUUGAUAUUAUAGAGAAUAUGAUUUAUAAUAAGUUUUGUGUGUAAAUAACCAAUGAAAUAAGACUUGAAAGUGAGGAGUGAAAAGAUAAUGAUAAAAAGAAAGACAAUAAUUGUAUGAAGCUUCUCUUAUUUUACUUGUGUUCUGAGUAUUUCUGUAUAUUUAAUAUUGAUUUCUGUGUGUAAUAAGCAAUAAAAUAAGAUUUGAAAGUGAAGAGUGGAAAAAUUAUGAUAUAAAUAAAGAGAAUAAUUAAUUGUA